This is a messenger RNA of Owenia fusiformis, 1967 nucleotides long. Lineage: Eukaryota; Metazoa; Annelida; Polychaeta; Sabellida; Oweniidae. The record is from the annotation of a GenBank genome assembly.
CCGGGCAUUUUCAAAAUGUCUGUUAUCAAAUUUUCAGUUUUCGAAUUCUUCAUAUUUUCUCCAGUUUUUGUUAAACAACAAAGUUAUUCUUCAAUACAUAUUGAGCGGAUGAACAAACGAUGACUGAAGUUCCCAGAGAAGUACGAUUUCGGGACCUGUUUUCUUAUUUAAAAGUAGAAUCAAGCAGCGAAGAGAAUGAUUUUUCCCCAAAAGCUUCUGGAUCAACUUCAGAUUCACAGUGCUCAGAAUGUAGUAGUGAGAGACCACGGCCAUUUAAAGUGACAAAAACUGACUUUUCACAUGACACAGGACAGAAGGUGUAUAAUUCCUCUACUAUCCACAAGAAAGUGAAAUCAUUGUAUGACAAUGAUGAACUCAGUGAUGUCAAACUCAUGGUUGGCCAAAAAGUGUUUCAUGCACAUCGACUUAUUCUUGCUUCCUCCAGUGAUAUUUUCCGUGUUAUGCUCACAAAUUCAAAGUGGAUUGAGUCACGUCGUGACAUCAUACCACUACGGGAGGAAGAGGAGUGUGCCGGUGUCUUCGAACAUUUCUUGAAAUAUAUGUACACAGGAUCUAUCCAGCUGACCCAUACUAACGUCCUUCCACUAUUGAUCCUGGCUGAUAAAUACAUUGUGAAGGAUCUAGCAGACCUAUGCACUAACUACAUGUGUGAACAUAUUGUAUCUACAGUAGAGCUAAACCAUGCAGUGUCCUGGCUCCAGUAUUCGCAAAGAAGUUUCCACGUUAAACUCACUGAAGCAUGUCGUUUAUUCAUCCUGCAUAAUUUUCAGAAAGUAAUAUCAACCAGUGAUUUUUGUGAAAUGGAUAUCGGGACAUUGGUUAAUUUUCUCAGCAGAUCAGACUUGAUUAUCCCCGAUGAGUUUGUGCUAUAUUGUGGUGUGGUAUAUUGGAUUAAGUGUCAGAAGGAAAACUACGAUGAUGAGACAAUGGGCUCAAUUGCUAAAGAAGCCCUAUCAUAUGUGAGAUUCCCUAUGAUCCGCCCUAUGCAACUUCUCAAGAUUCAAACCAGUAGUCUCCCAAAUACUUGCCAACAAUUCAUCCAAGACAAGAUCUCCAAUGCCUUUCAGUUUCACUCAUUGGAAGUUGAAGAACGGAGAAAUAUCUCUAAUAGGCGUGGUCCUCAAGAGCAGUACCUGGCAAGACAUUACACUAACGAUCAUUGGAGUAUGUCGAUGGAAAUUAAUCGCUUCCGAAACUUACCCAAGUAUUAUACCAGAUCUAUUCUAUUCUCAAGUCCCAUCAGUGGUUCCAAGGCUGACGAUCAUAAAUGCGUUGAGUGGAAUGUCGAGUUUCAUCCAAAGGGUGUAUAUUUCCCACCAUGCAUUCUGAUUGGUUGGCAGGGAAAUUUAGACGUAAGUGACAGUGCAUUUGAAACAGUUCGACUUUCUGUAAAAACAAAAACUACAACUGUUCAACGUGCUGAAGUUGUCUUCAUGGCCACAGGGGUUCAAGACGGAGUAGAAUAUAUAAAACAGGUUGUCUCAAGGCAAUGUAUAUUUGACCUAGAGACCCAGAUCUACAAUUUGGACGAUGUUAUCCCUUACAUUGAACUCAAUGGAAGAUCGCCCCCAUAUCUAUGUGGGGAAGACAGGGACACUUUAAAGUUCACUAUAAUGAUCAAAGGGAUUUAAAUUGCUCCAAGUGAUGCUUGAUAGAGUUGUACAAUCCUAUGCAAAUUGUAACUUACCCCUGUAACCAAAUGAGAAUUACAUUGAACCCAGUUGAUAACAUGUAUUUAUAAAGUACAUUUGCAUUCACUUGAGUUAAAAUCAAUUUUUACUUUUAGUACAGAAAGACAUCAAACUCUAAUUGUUGCAAUUUUGCUAUAAUCUGUUGCACUCUAUGUAAUAAUUAACCAAUGAGGAUUGGCUCCCAGAGUGCAACAUCGAUAUUCUGUUCCAAAUAUGGAGAUGUCGUGAUACAAAAUUUGAAUUCAAACGGCCACC